ACUGAGUGGGGUGGGACAACGUGAUUACAGAUCAAAUUGGUGGACAGUGUCUUGUGAAAUAAAUAUACAAUAAUAUUACUUACAUUUUCAUCAAUACAAUGCCUUCCGCACAGGACUGGAUUAAUAAUCCUCUGGGCGUUGUCGAGGGGAUGUUUGCACAGAGCAACUGUAAUCCAGAAUGGGGGGAAAAAGUGGUGGAUUACUUCAAAGACAAAUUGUCAGAGAAAGAAGCACAAACUUGGGUUCCCUCACUGAACGACGUUCCUCUCCAUUACCUGAAGCCCAACAGUCUGGUGAAGUUCCGUUGUCUGGUGCAAGACAUGUUUGAUCCAGAAUUCUACAUGGGAGUGUAUGAAGCUGUAGACCCUGUGACCAAGUCAAAAAGUCUGAAAUGUGGAAAAUACAAGGAUGUCACAGACUGUGUUCAGGUGGAUUUCAAUUCCAGAAACAGUGUCACAUCUGAAAGACAAACCUUCUACUGUGUGCCAGUUCCAGGGGAAUCUCCAUGGGUGAAAGAGUGCUAUGCCCACUCUAGCCAGGCUCGUGUCAUUCCCUCCACCUCUUACACUCCAAACCGACAGAAGCGCAGCUAUGAAGACGAUGAUGAAAUGGACACACAACCACAAAGGCCAAGGGACUCAAACACAGGAUCUCAUAGUUCUGGUGACUCCCAAAGAAACGGUGACCCCAAACGCCAGGAGACAGAAGCUCCCUCUAGCAGCAGCACCUCUCCCCCAAGCUGCGCUUCCCCUCUGGACCUGAACUACCCCUUACCUGGAGAGCAGGGCCCUGCCUGCCUGGUCAAGGUGUACGAGGGCUGGGAGAGCUUCAAACUUAACGACACACUGGAGGUGUUUGGGAUCCUGUCUGUUGAUCCGACUCUGAGCGGAGUGGCUGAGGAAAAAGACGCCACUUCACUGUUGGACCCCGCGGAUUCCAUGGAGACGGCAGAGGAGCAGAGAGCUCACAGCCCUCCUCCUUCUCUAGUGCCUCGUCUCCACAUGGUCUAUGCCCUGCCCCUUCAGCACAACAACCCACUGCUGCCUUCUGCUGGGUCGGAGGACAAAAACGCCUUUGUCACCAGUUUCCUGAGUGAGCUGGGUUCCAUCAGGUCCGAGUUUCUGGCCUACCUCACACACAUCCUGCUGGGGGACACCCUGGCUGCAGAGUACCUGCUCCUGCACCUCAUCUCUAAUGUGUACGCCCGACGGGAUGUUCUUCCGCUGGGUAAGUUCGCCCUGAACCUCAGCGGCUGCCCCCAGACCUCCCCAUACACGGAACAUCUCUACCGGAUCAUUCAGCACCUCGUGCCAUCUUCGUACCGUCUGCCAAUGAGCCUUCAGAACAUGAACAGCAUGCGGUUGGUGCCGCGGAAGGACUACGCGGCCAAUCGGCUGGUGAGCGGCGCCCUGCAGCUGGCUAGCAACACCUCGCUGUUCCUCGACGAGACCCAGCUGGAGCAGGGCCAGCUGGACGCCUCAGGUGUGCGGAACAUCACAGCACUAGGCAACCUGAUCUCCUGGCAGAAGGUUGAUUACGACUUCAACUACCAUCAGAUGGAAUUCCCCUGCAAUAUUAACGUGCUGGUCGCGUCAGAAGGACGAUCACUGCUGCCUUCGGACUGUCAGGUGCAUAUGCAGCCCCAGAUGACACCACCCAACCUGGAGGAGUACCUGAGUGCCAUCCAGGCGGCCCAGGCGCCAUCCCAAAUGAACAAAUUCCGCCUGUUCCUGAGUGUGGCCCGCCAGCUGGACUACAGCAUCUCCGAGGAAGUCACAAAGGCGGUAGAAGAUGAUUUUGUUGAGAUGCGUAAAGAUGACCCCCAGAGCAUGUCAGCAGAGGACUUGCACAGAAUGUUGGUCGUUUCGAGGUUGCUGUCUCUUAGUUUUGGUCAGACUACACUCUCCACAGAUGUGUGGAUGAAGACCAAACAUCUUGAGCUGUUGCGUAUGAGCAGAGUACAGCAGCAGAAAUCUGUUAAUGGCCACGAACCAUAGGAACCCUGUUGCUAUGGCUAUAAAGGCAUUUCUCUUCUCUUAUCCAAGUUGUUAAUGAUAUUAAGGACUGUGUUCUAAUAAAAUUAUUCAUGUUUAGUAAG
Alosa alosa (allis shad) is the source of this 2098-nucleotide messenger RNA. RefSeq names its product minichromosome maintenance complex binding protein (gene mcmbp). Lineage: Eukaryota; Metazoa; Chordata; Actinopteri; Clupeiformes; Clupeidae. Gene Ontology annotation, molecular function: chromatin binding. The record is from RefSeq and is a predicted model, not a curated record. The coding region runs from base 99 to 1997 and encodes 632 amino acids. The transcript has 16 exons. Gene Ontology annotation, biological process: DNA-templated DNA replication.